GACUGGAAACAUCUCUCUUGAGUUGAACACCUCACACAAUGCAGCAGACUGAAGGAGAGGCUCAACGACAGCACACGUCACACAAUAGGGGCUCACUCUGCUAUAAAAUGGGAGAAGCGGGCGCUAGCCUUUCCCCUCUCUCCAUCCCUCCCUCUCUCCUCAUCCCUCUCUCCAUCCCUCCCUCUCACACACAGAGAGUAUGAGAAGGCUGGACUGACUGGACGGACUAUACACAGGACUGGGUUACUGCAGCAGGAGUACACACUUCUGAUACCUCUGUCUGCACGCUAAAGCACUUAACAGGAGAGCAGCACCAUGACCAGAAAGGUGUUCACCAACACACGGGAGCGCUGGCGGCAGCACAACGUCAACACUGCCUUCGCUGAGCUCCGCAAGCUCAUCCCCACCCACCCACCAGAGAAGAAGCUGAGCAAGAACGAGAUCCUGCGGCUGGCCAUGCGCUACAUCAACUUCCUGGUGCAGCUGCUGGAGAGCCAGAGUGGCCAGCCUGCCUCGCACUCCCCCACAGCCCUGCUCACCUUCCUCAGGGGCAACGUGGAGCGUCUCCACUCCUCCUCCCAGACCUGGGGCCUGGCCAGCGACACUGACGCCCUCUCCCCUGGAUCAAGCUGUGACAGCACCGAGGCCUGGUAGUGUGCUUGCUGCAGUUUCCUCUGAUGGGUGAUCAUCUACAACUCCCUGGAUUGAACUGUCUGUCACAAGGCCCCCAUUCAUAGACUCCAUUUUGGUUCUGUAACACUUGAGUACAGUGUUGGUUGUGAUGGCAAGCAGAAGAUAUUUGUGGAUGAUGUCCUGCCUGCUGAAUUAAAUAGAUUGAGAUGGGAGCCUUGUGAAAUAUAAUCUGUAAUCUGCAUGGAUGUAGCUUGGAUGUAUUCCCUCCAUGUCAGACAUGUAUUUUCAUCUGGUCGGUGGGGAAAGAUGUCCACAUCAAAAAAGUUUUGUUUUGAAAUAAGAAAUAAGGAUGCAUUAAGGCCAUAAAGGAUCAUUUAAGGGCAUUUAUUUGGGAAAGACAUUUCAGGAAAGAUAGUCUUGUCCAAUUCAUCAAGGACUGCAAUCUAAUUACAAAAUGCAAAGGGGACUUUCUUUUCUUCAAAUGAUGAUUUUAUGAUGAGACUGAUUAUGACCUUGCUUAUUUGCAAAUCAAUAUUUAUCAAAAUCCUGCAAUAUGACCACAUUCAUUGAUUGACACAUUGCUGUUAUACGCAUUAAUUGACUAUUUAUUAGGACGACAGGAUUGAGCUGCAUGAUACUGACAAUCCUCUUUGAAAUAUGUUCCAAUCGUAGGACUGUAUUGUGUGAACAGAUAACAGGAAUAGUUUUUGUUGUCUGUCCAUUCAAGUAUUUAUUAAUCUUGCUCUUUUUGUACAAUAAGCAUGUCACCAAAGAUUAUCAUUUUACCAUCUUUUGUCAAGACUAUUGUGAUUAUUUAUUUUUUGUAAAUUAUGUUGGUUAAUAUUAAGUUGUGAAUGUUAUUUAUUAUAACUAUUUAUUUAAUAAUGACUUGUUAAUAAAAAAAUAUAAACUUUG
This is a messenger RNA of Salmo salar (Atlantic salmon), 1548 nucleotides long. Its product is annotated as T-cell acute lymphocytic leukemia protein 2. Gene Ontology annotation, biological process: regulation of transcription by RNA polymerase II. Gene Ontology annotation, molecular function: DNA-binding transcription factor activity, RNA polymerase II-specific; RNA polymerase II cis-regulatory region sequence-specific DNA binding; protein dimerization activity. NCBI's taxonomy places the organism in Eukaryota, Metazoa, Chordata, Actinopteri, Salmoniformes, Salmonidae. The record is from RefSeq and is a predicted model, not a curated record.